ACAAACAAAAAGCAAUUGUGAAAUAUCAAACGAUCCCCACAACAUAAAUAUAUAUGUUGCUCUGGCAGCUAUUAGCUGAUUGCGAUAAAAAAGUAAGAGUAAACAAAACUGAAAAUGGAAACAAAACGGCGCAAGCGAGACCUUACGGAGGAGUAAAGUUUCCUGGAUUGCUGGGAAGGAAGAGCUCAGGAAUUGAGAAGUUACCGAAAAAACUCUAAUGUAUAUAAAGAAAUGGCGGUGGAGUUAACGCAGUCGGGGAUUGAAGUCACUGGCAUUGAGUCAAAUUCAAAAUGCAGAACUUGCUGUCCAAAUACAAGGGAAAGCAGAAAUGGGACCGCAUCGCUGACAACAGGGCCUUUAUUUGAAAAAAUGGCUAAAAUUGUUGGCGGCUACCGUUCGAUGAAUGUGGAGGGUGUUGUGGAGGAAAGUUUCAAUUUGGAUAGCGAGCAGCAAUUAACGUCACGCUCAGCGCAACAUACGCGCUCGAGCUGGCAGCAAAACCUGGCUACAGCAAAUUUGCAGGAGGAAACGGCAAGAGAAAAACAGAAAGCCUUGCUGCAAUGUGCGAAACAAGCCAUUUUUGGCAAAAUGUUGGCUUAAUGCAUUGCGGUAGCAGUCUCCAAGGUUAAAUCUUCUUUCGUUCAGUGGAACAACUCUACUUUGCUCUUCAGUCAUGGAGCCAGCAUCAGGAAGCCAGGUGUCGGUAAUAUAAUUUCUCUGUGAAAUCAAAAAAUUGUGGAGUACGCAGCAAGCAUUUAUUAAAGCGUUUGUAUUAUCGAUACGAUUAUCCAACCCUUUUCGAAAUUUGACCUUCAAAUGCCCAAAUGCAUUUUCAACAACCCUGCGGCAACGAGAAAGAUGGUAAUCAAAUUCGCGUUGUGCAGGUGUACUUUCCACAUUAAAUGGAAAGAACGUUGCGCGACAAACGAAAAGCUGAGUCUGAUAUAAGAACUAAUGGGAUUUCCACAUUGUUAAAAGAUUUCCGUAGAUCAUAAAGCAAUUUGCAACGCAAUAUUUCUGCUUUUAAUGAGGAACUUUCAUUAAUUCCAGAGUCAUUUCAUCUUCCUGUACCUCCAUUAUUUGUAUAAAGAAACGUAUACCUACAUACAAAUUGAAAUCUAUUUUAUUACUUAAGUAAUUUAAAAAUUUGCCAACCUUGUGUCAACUAAAGCCAACAGUACCACAGAAUACCAUCCUUUAUAGUUAUAGUAGUCCACAGCGUCCUCUUGCUUUAAUUUGACUUCAAUAUGACAUCCAUCUAAUUUUAUUUAUGUACAUAUACACAUUUAUAUUAAUAUAAAUCUCAAUAUUAUUUGCAAUCAUCUCAUCAUACUUAACACUUCCAUACAUUGUGGAAAUCCCAUUUUGUUAAAAUCAUUUACAAUAGUCUGAGCCACUGUCUCAGUUAGUGGAAAAUAAUUAGGAUAAUUAGGUUUCAAAGCAUUCCAAACCGCAGCACAAAAUUCUCUAACAAUUCUGCAUACGCUAGAAUUGGACACACCGAACAAACUUGUACCCGUUCAGUACUAUGCAGAGGUACCAAGUGCACAUAGCGCAAUAGCGACAUGCUUUUCAAGAAAUUCGAAGAAGGACCGCCUUCCCAAGCGGAAGAUGUUCUUGAAAUCUAAAGCGCUACAUUCUUGGCAUUCCUUUUCCCAAAAUAAUCUCGUUCGUUCCUAAGGGAUACCAUUAAAAUAAUACAGUUAAUACUAAUCAUAUGUACAUAACUUUCUUCAAUUAAGUGGACUUUUUUUUGCCCUAUAUUCUGUUAGAAGUGAAAGCAAACUGCGUGCCAUCUCCAAAAAAUUGUAAGCAUGCAAAAAAGCACUUUCGGAUCAGCAGCGUCUGCUCGUGCAGCAAUAAUCUGCACUUGGAAUUCAUAAUAUUGUAUAAAUAGAAAAUGAAAUGAAUGCGGUCUUUUGAAUUCAUGAUUUCAAUUCUUAUGACAAAUUUUACAAGUUUCAAAUGUGAACAAAAAUCAGCUGUUUGAGUUAACUCACUUUCGGUGUAAACGUUUGACAUUUCAUUCACUUAACAGAGGCCUUAAAUGUAUUUGGGUACUUGGUGGAAAUACGCUGUACGACCUCGGACGAGCGUGUAUACUGCUUACAAAAAUUCUGUUGCGAAAAUGCGAGGCGAAUGUCAGAUGAAAGAGAGAAGCCGAUAACAAGUACAUUCUAGAAAGAUAAAACGGGAACCGUCGUUAACGAACAAUUCGAUUUUCUACACUUUCGUCUAUUAGCAGCCGACUGCUAUAUAAGGGCGUCACUCAGCUGCCAAGUCAAGUC
This is a messenger RNA of Ceratitis capitata (Mediterranean fruit fly), 2288 nucleotides long. RefSeq lists its product as uncharacterized. The coding region runs from base 232 to 600 and encodes 122 amino acids. NCBI's taxonomy places the organism in Eukaryota, Metazoa, Arthropoda, Insecta, Diptera, Tephritidae. The transcript has 3 exons. The record is from RefSeq and is a predicted model, not a curated record.